CCGCCUGUAAACUCUCCUUAAAGUAGUGGAAGUGAAAUGAGAGAGUGCGAUAGUUUCUCACACCACUCAAAUUGUAUCCAGCUCGUCUGGAAGACAUGGAAUCUUCGUUCAGUUAUGAGGACUACAAGGAGACCGCAGACUGGUUGCUGGCCCAUGCAAACAAGCAGCCGAAAGUCGCCGUCAUUUGUGGGUCGGGCAUAGGCGGCCUUGCUGACUUACUGGAGGACAAAAUAGUUUUUCCUUACCAGAACAUUCCACGUUUCCCGACUAGCACCGUGACAGGCCAUGCUGGUCAACUGGUCUUUGGGAAGCUGCAGGGCCAGGAAUGUGUCUGCAUGCAGGGCCGAUUUCACUUCUAUGAAGGCUACAACCUACAAACUGUGACGUACCCUGUGCGAGUCUUCUCCCUGAUGGGGGUGGAAAAUCUGAUUGUGACAAAUGCAGCGGGUGGACUCAAUGACAGCUACAGUGUCGGUGACAUUAUGCUCAUCAAAGAUCAUAUUAACCUGCCAGGUUUUUGUGGACAGAAUCCUCUGAUUGGGCACAAUGAUGACAGUUUUGGAGUGCGUUUUCCUUGCAUGUCAGACGCCUAUGACCGUGACCUGAGAACUUUGGCUAUUCAGACUGCACAAGAACAGAACUGUGGCAGCUUCCUGCAAGAAGGGGUUUACUGUAUGGUUGCUGGACCCACAUAUGAGACCAUUGCAGAGUGCAAGGUUCUGCAGAAGUUUGGGGCUGAUGCUGUUGGUAUGAGCACAGUCCCAGAAGUGGUGGUGGCUCGCCAUUGUGGCUUGCGUGUCUUGGGUCUUUCACUGAUCACCAAUAAGGUUGUGACAGAAUAUGACAGCAACAAGAAGGCAAACCACGAGGAGGUGCUAGCGGUUUCCAAGCUCCGAGCCCAAGACCUCCAGAGGAUUGUCAGACACAUUGUCGCAAAGAUCUAGCGCCUUGAAUCCAAAUCUGAUGGCACGAGAAGAAGAGACUCCAAUAUUUUGCUAUGGUAAUGAGAUCAGUCAUAUCCUGUUCUUCAAUUAGUGUUCAUUCAUUUUGGUUAGGUCAAUUGUAAACAGCGAUGUAAGAAAAAGGAAAACAAGAGGGCACUUAAAGUUUGGGUAAUGGCAAUCAUUGGCAAUCAGAUCAUACAAUACCAAUACAGAAAACCCAUCCAUCCAUUUUACAUUGUAAUCAUUUGAAUUGAUUAAGAUCAAAUAAGAAUGAUAAUAAUAAUACUUUAUUAACAACACCACACUGCAAAAACAGAAAUCUAAGUAAGAAUAAAUAUCUCAAAUAAGGGUGAUAUAUGCUUGUUUUCUGUCUGAUAAGAUAAUUCUUCUCACAAAGCAGAUAUAUGUUAGUGUUUUACUUGUUUUAAGGGUUUUGGUCCUGAGUGAUCUCAGUUAGAUAUUACAGCGUGUUGCUGAGAUUUUAUGACCUAUAUUGAGUAAAACAUGCUUGAAACUAGAAUAUCAACUGUUGCAACACUCACAAGUAUAAAACUACUUUUUAAAAGUAAUAAUUUCUUAUUUCAAGCAUGAAAAAAAAACAUGACUUUGACACAGUUGUAUCUCAUAACUAAAACAGAUGACAGCCGAAUGGACUUUGCUUUUUUAUUUUCAAUGAAAAAAUAGAAAACACGUACUCAUAUAGUAGUACAGAUGGCACAGUACAGUAGAAGCAUUUAAGUCUCACCUUAAAACUCAUUUGUAUACUCUAGCCUUUAAAUAGACUCCCUUUUUAGACCAGUUGAUCUGCCGUUUCUUUUCUUUUUCUCCUAUGUCCCACUCUCCCUUGUGGAGGGGGUCCGGUCCGAUCCGGUGGCCAUGUACUGCUUGCCUGUGUAUCGGCUGGGGACAUCUCUGCGCUGCUGAUCCGCCUCCGCUUGGGAUGGUUUCCUGCUGGCUCCGCUGUGAACGGGACUCUCGCUGCUGUGUUGGAUCUGCUUUGGACUGGACUCUCGCGACUGUGUUGGAUCCAUUAUGGAUCGAACUUUCACAGUAUCAUGUUAGACCCGCUCGACAUCCAUUGCUUUCCUCUUCUCCAAGGUUCUCAUAGUCAUCAUUGUCACCGACGUCCCACUGGGUCAUUAUUGUCACCAAUGUCCCACUGGGUGUGAGUUUUCCUUGCCCUUAUGUGGGCCUACCGAGGAUGUCAUAGUGGUUUGUGCAGCCCUUUGAGACACUAGUGAUUUAGGGCUAUAUAAGUAAACAUUGAUUGAUUGAUACAGUAAACUGACUAUUUAAACAUUUCCCAUGUGACAUUUCAAACAAUUUUGAAAAGAAAGAGUUCAUGCACAUUCAGAAAAAUUCUUCAAAAUUACAAUAGAAAUAAAAUUGGCCGCACUAAUUGACUGAAAGAUCACGCACUUGGCGCUUUUAUAAACAAUAUGAUUUGCCUGAGCGGCUAAGAGACCCUGAGAAUAACAAGCAGUUGCCUUGUUGCCUUUCCAUUAAGAACAAUAAAUUAGUUUUUAGUAUAAGUUUGCUGGUUUCAAGAAAUGUAAUGCCGAGCGCAUAUCAUUAUGUCAAGAUAAUGGCACUAGCAUUUACUUAAUUUAAGAAUAUUUUUACAACAUAUUGAAGAAAAAGUUCUCUUUCACUUGUUAUUAGUGAACAUAUACAUAUUUUAAAGUAUUUUUGGGUUCAUUGAGGUUAGCUAAUUUUAAUGGGAUUAGAAAGUCUUGACAAGCCAAUUUUUUUUGUUCUAUGGGCAGAUAAUUUUGCAUAGUUUAAAUAAAAUACCUCAAAUUUU
This is a messenger RNA of Nerophis ophidion (straightnose pipefish), 2748 nucleotides long. It is a transcript of the gene pnp6, whose product is annotated as purine nucleoside phosphorylase 6. Gene Ontology annotation, biological process: nucleoside metabolic process. Gene Ontology annotation, cellular component: cytoplasm. The transcript has 6 exons. Gene Ontology annotation, molecular function: purine-nucleoside phosphorylase activity. The coding region runs from base 96 to 944 and encodes 282 amino acids. NCBI's taxonomy places the organism in Eukaryota, Metazoa, Chordata, Actinopteri, Syngnathiformes, Syngnathidae. The record is from RefSeq and is a predicted model, not a curated record.